UGGAUGGACUUCACGCAGGGCGUGAUGAUGCCGGACAGACCCCUGGAGCCCGACUGCAGGAGCCGUGGCCAGGAGCGGCGCAGGUGCAAAAAGACAAAGCCCAACUACUUGGCCAAGAACUACAGCUACAUCAUUCAUGCUAAAGUAAAAAGCGUAGAAAGAGGGAACUGCAAUGAGAUAACAACUGUGGUUGAAGUGAAAGACAUACUUAAGUCUUCAACACCAAUUCUUUUGUCCCAAGUGCCUCUUCUUACAAAUUCCUCCUGCCAGUGUCCACCUCUUCAACCAAAGCAGGACGUUCUCAUCAUGUGCUAUGAAUGGCGUUCAAGGUUGAUGCUUCUUGAUGGAUGUCUAGUUGAAAAAUGGAAGGAUCAGCUAAACAGAAGAUUUAAGAGGUGGGAGCAGAGACUGCAAGAACAGAAGCGUCGAACUGCCCGCAGUAAGAACCAGAAUUCAGGACGCAGUGGCCAGAGUGGAGUCCUGAAAUCAUCAACCAAGAACACCAACCCACUGAUCAGUGGCCCCAAAAAGGCCAUUAAAAUAAGGAAUGGCCAGAAAGAAAUCAACCCUAAAAAAGUAUGA
Messenger RNA from Acanthisitta chloris (rifleman), 582 nucleotides. RefSeq names its product secreted frizzled-related protein 4 (gene SFRP4). The record is from RefSeq and is a predicted model, not a curated record. The annotation marks the transcript as partial. Gene Ontology annotation, molecular function: protein binding. The transcript has 5 exons. NCBI's taxonomy places the organism in Eukaryota, Metazoa, Chordata, Aves, Passeriformes, Acanthisittidae.